This is a messenger RNA of Megalopta genalis, 7716 nucleotides long. It is a transcript of the gene E(Pc), whose product is annotated as Enhancer of Polycomb. Gene Ontology annotation, biological process: regulation of transcription by RNA polymerase II. The record is from RefSeq and is a predicted model, not a curated record. NCBI's taxonomy places the organism in Eukaryota, Metazoa, Arthropoda, Insecta, Hymenoptera, Halictidae. Gene Ontology annotation, cellular component: NuA4 histone acetyltransferase complex.
CAUCGGAGAACUGCUCGAGCUGAACGUGUUAAAUGGCUGUGCGUCGGCCAUGAUGGCUUUGAGCAGGGACCGUGUCACGCAAACAUGUUUUCAAAGUGAUAUAUCUCGUUUGGUGACUGAGUGACCGUGUUCCAGCGCGAUGGCCGGAGAACGAUGAGGCCCUGACCGCUCUCUGUGCCGGGUAUUACGGGCGCAGGGCCCCCAGCCAGGCCCAGUCAGGUUCACGUUCCGCAAGCCCGAGGCCCGAGCCGACCCGACUGGCCUCACGGUUCGACACCAGCCAACUUGGUUGUCAACACGCGAGCCAGCCGCCUCAGGAUGAGCAAGCUGUCGUUCAGGGCCCGCGCCCUGGACGCUUCCAAGCCCAUGCCGAUUUACAUGGCCGAGGAACUGCCGGAUCUGCCAGAUUACUCGGCCAUUAACCGUGCUGUGCCCCAAAUGCCCAGCGGCAUGGAAAAGGAGGAGGAAUGUGAACAUCACUUGCAAAGAGCAAUAUGUACGGGUCUAAUCAUUCCUACUCCUGAAGUAUCUGAUUUGGCAGAUGCGGAAGCUUAUGAUAAAAUAUAUCCAGCUGAUUAUAAGCUACCUCGUCAACUUAUACACAUGCAACCAUUUGCAAUGGAACAAGAUAUUCCGGAUUAUGAUAUGGAUUCGGAAGAUGAAAAAUGGGUUGCAGUACAAAGCCGUAAAAUGGACUUAACUCCUCUUCAAUUUGAAGAAAUGAUGGACCGGUUGGAGAAAAGUUCUGGGCAAACUGUUGUCACUCUUAAUGAAGCUAAAGCGCUUCUGAAAGAAGAUGAUGAUUUAAUUAUUGCUGUUUUUGAUUACUGGCUGAAUAAACGUCUUAAGACACAACACCCACUUCUAUUAACAGUGAAAACAGAGCAUCGUUUUGGUUCGGCUGCAAAUAAUCCUUAUUUAGCGUUUAGACGUAGAACUGAAAAAAUGCAAACACGUAAAAAUCGUAAGAACGACGAAACUAGUUAUGAAAAAAUGCUGAAACUCCGUAGGGAUCUUAGUAGGGCAGUAACUCUUCUCGAAAUGGUAAAACGAAGAGAAAAGACCAAACGGGAACACUUACAUCUUACAAUCGAAGUCUAUGAGAAAAGAUACCAAGCACAAGACUUUAAUGGACAAAUAUUGGCGGAAGUAUCAGCGUUGAAGACUCCGAGGCCAGCUUUUGCUCCACUGUUUACAAAUCAGUUUGGUGUUCAUCAAAACUGGGCAAACAAAGUUUGUAGUAAAGAUGAAGUGGUACCAAGAAAAGAAAAAAGACAGUACAAGAAACGAAAACAUAAAACUGACAACAGAGGCGGAAGUUUGGAUGACAAUGGUGUACGUGGUGGAACAGGUAGCGGAGGUGGUCGAGGAAGUCGACCUGGUGUUCUCGGAAGCGGGCUGGACCUGCUACUGAGCUCAGAUGAAGAUAGUCCGCUUCCUUCUCAUUCACAUUCUCAACCCUCGGUUCCCUCCGAUCGUGAUGACGAAGACACCGUUGACGAGGGUCAAUUCGCUUUUCGACGGAAUAGAAAUAGCACUUAUUUACCACCUGUAUUAGGUGGGUUUGGAAAUUGGCCUUGGUGUGAUAAAAACGAAGGGGGUAUGGCCGAUAAAAAAUAUAGGUUUUCACUGACCAGUAUCAGCAAACCAGUACCAAGGUGUAUCGGUUUCGCACGACGACGAAUUGGUCGGGGUGGCAGAGUAAUAUUGGACCGUUGUUCAACCGAUAUGGAUGAUUUGUGGUCUUCGUUAGACUUCACGAUACAUCAACCAAAGCGAGAACAAGUGGAACCCGAUACAACCGCUGCAUCCACAACGACAGUCAAAAAAGAGUGGUUACACUUCCGACCAAAGACUCCACCCGUGUCAGUGCAUAGUCCAAGCGAAGAAAGUAGUGAUACGGACUCGGAUGUAGAGCUAACGUUGUCGAAAACGAAACCGCUUCCUUACCCGUUCCCACCGGAAGCGACGUCCAUCUGCGUGGAAGUUGAACCUGAGCGUGCAGGAGACGAGCCACCUUUCACGUCUGAGUUCAACAUCGCAGAUUACUUCUCGGUGGAUGCUCUAUCGGACUUCGAUCUUGCCAUAGCGAACAUCACCGGUAGUGCGUGUGUUAGUGGACUGUCGGACAAUAACUCUAGCGAUUCGCGGACAGAUGAGCUGGGCAGUUCGCAUUUCGUUGUGACUCCGCUACCUAGCAAUCAUUUUGCACAGCCUGCAACGCAGCAGGGUCGGCCUCAGUGCAGUGGUAGUGGUCCUAGUGUUGUAAAUACUUCUACGAGUUGUUCUACGGUCCCGUCGUCUUUCUCGUGUACGACCAACCAGCCAGCAACGUCCAGUAUAGUGUCCACGCAAUGCGCCAGCACUGCUACCGAGACGCAGUCGAAUCACCAAACUAAGCAACACAGACAAUUGCCAAACAAUAGCAGUACUGUCUCCAUUCUAUCGAAGUCUUUGACUAGUCCGACAAAUAAUAGGAAUGGCGGCAACUGUGGCAGUGGUAGUGCUGGAGUCAGAGUGUUCAGUGCGAGUACCACGAGUAGUGGAACGAUAACAAACUUUGGUAACGGUCAUCAAAAUGGACCGUUGCCCCAUAUAAAUAACUCUAACAACCUUUCAAAUAGCACCCACAUGGUGAAUAAUCAAUCGACGAUAGUUCUGCCGCAAAAACAUCCGCCGUCCAAUCUGCUACCUGGCUUGAUCGCGCAGAGCAAAUUGGCGAGUCUCGCGAGGCAGCAACAACAAACGCAAAGUCAGGCGCAACAAAUCCCAACGUCCGGGGAAAUUACGCUUAAUAGUAAUAGUGAAAGUUUGGAUAUGGAGGUGGAUGGAGUGGAAACUGCAGCUUGUGACGGUAAGCCGCAGCAGCAGCAGCUUGUACGGGCAAACAAAACAAAUUCAUUAGCAAUGGAAGUGACAUGAUGCCUGCUAUCGGCACCCCUGUUGCCGCCAAUACCGUCACUGGGGGCUUCGCUAACUUUACCUUGCCUAUGUCUGCCUGAUUUCGGGUUUGGACAUGUACUAUGGGCUCGUUAAAUAUGAAAUGCGGUACGGCUAGACUCAAUUACAGAAAUGCUCUGAUCAGUUGCCUGUUGUGGCGAGUUAAAGAGAGGAUAGUAUCGGUUCCGUUACAAGUACCAAGUUGAUUUUUCAAUAGAAAGCAAAAAGUAAGAGGGUCGUGCUCUAAUUCAAUUUUCUAAGUCAAUCGUUUCCUUGCUCAUUGAACAACCGCAAUUACUCAAUGCAAACGCAGUAUUUUAUUGAAAUGAUUACAAAAGAACGGAAAGGACAAUUUAUUUUUUCAAACACUCGACGUCAAUAGUAUUCCUGCCUAAUUCGAGUUUUAUAUUCUUUUUCAUGUUUCUCGUUUGCGGAAAUUAACUCGUGCAGGAACUACAAUAAUAUUGAAACUUUUAUGUUCGACAAAUCAAUAGCCUGAUUCUUAGACACCGAACUAUGAGCAGAGCUUCUUUUGUCAUCCUUUUUUAUUCGUAUAUGCAAGUAGUACUACUAAAACAUCUGUGAUGCAAUUAUUGCAAUCGUACCACAAGCUUUCUCAGACACAGCAUUAACUACGUUAUUAUUGUGAGAACAUUGCACAGAGAUUUGCGCUCGACACAUGUCUCCUUUCUCCAGAUAUUCAAAAAAAUUUCAUACAAUCUAUACGGAAGAUCUGAUAAAUAAAUAAUAACGAACACGAUACCGUUUGAGUUUUUGUAAAAGUUAAUUUUAAACGAUAUUCUUCUUUGCAAUAUGAAAAUCUGCGUUUUUGAAAGUGAUGCUUUUAUGUGUGCGUUUAUGAUUGUAAAUUUUAUUUAAAGAAAGAAACGAUGCACGUCAGAAAUAGCAUAGUUACUUUCCACGAGAACUGUGUACAGCAAAUCUUUUAUAGAUACCUUUAACAAUUACAUUUAUACAUUGCUCAUUUCAGAGAACGCAGAAUAGAGUAAUUCAACUUAUCGUGAAUUCGUAUAAUUAUUUCAGUACUGUACAUAGAUUCGGUUUAAUAAUAACGAUAAGAUAUUAUUCAGUUUAUUUCUUUACGAGGUAGUAAUACGUUGAAGGCUUCCAGGCUGUGAAAUAAUGAAACUAUUGUUAACAAUAAUUAUCUUUGAAUUAGCAUUAAAGUUACUCGAUUAAUAACAGAAUUGUUUGAAUUAAUUGUUUCAUUGAUCACUGAUCCAUGCAUUUCUGUGCUAUUCAACAUAUGUAUCGAAUCAUCCCUCGUGUAUGCGACGCCUAGCAUAUCAAAUUCGAGAUCCUAAUGUUGCGUUUGGGAAGCUUGUACCAUGAAAAUUCGAGUAUCACGAGUGAUACUACGUUAGGAUUUGUAACAUUCACAAGGAAUGCGGAAGAAUUCCGAUGUCUUUCACUUUAGUAAUUGCGAGCUAUGGAAGUCAAGAUAAAUAACCAAUGGAUUUAUUUUCCAUACAAUAUAUGGAGGAACCAUCAUUUAACUGAUUGGCUUUGAAGCAGACUCUUAACAUUCACCAAGAAAUUCGUUCGCUGCAGUAUAUUGUUAGUUGCCUCUUUCUACUUCUGUAGAAAGGAUUUUAAAACAUUUUUAUUGUUACCAAUACAUUACAAAAGAAAAAGAAAACCAUUUGACAAAUUGUAUAAACGUUAGAACAAUAGCCGAGAAUUGCGUUUAAGCUUCAGAGUUAUGAGUAUGCUAUUUGGGAAGAUAGAAGAAUAUUUGCCAUUGAAAAAAAGAAAUUUGGGAAAGAUUAAGACCCGUUCUGUUGCUGACGCAUCCUAUGAUUUACCGUAGCCGAAUAGAUUUUUACAGUCUACUGGUACAGCUAUAUGGAAACUGAGAUUAAGGUGUUUCGACACUGACACACACGUACAUAGUCCAUACGCUUCGCUAAAUAAUUUUCUGUCGAUGAAAUUUUGAUUACCUCUAGAAGAGACGAGACCGACAUGCGAAUAGUUACUGAAGCAGCGCGGCGUUUUUGCGCGCGGCGCGUUUAUUCUCUUCCUCUUAGUCUUUCUACAUAAUGUAUAUUGUCUCCCUUUCCAACGUGAAAUGAUCGAGAACAAGUGUGCAACGUCGAGGAAAAAAGCGUUAACAAGCGUGCAGAGACUACGUUUACAUGGAAAUCGACAAUAUCCAGCAUACACUUUUCAUUCGAGAUUCAAACAAAGUAUCAGAAAAAUGCGGAGAAAACAGUUUCUUCUUUAGCACAAUCAUUUCAUAUUUUCGUGUGACAGAAUCGACACGUACAAGUUUUGAGACACAGAUAAAAGGAACUGACUAAAUUCAAUUUCUAUCACACGAUUUGUAUUGUCAUUUUUUAAAAAGAGAGGCAUCAUUCGUUCCUCAUGACAUUACAUUUUGAAAAUCUGUAGGCACUGAUCGUGAUUCGAUAUCUUUACUGUUCGGACGCAAAGGUUUCUAAUUUAAUUCACAUUGCAAACUGCCGUGGCAGAGUUUUGUCGGAUAGUGGUUGAUUUUCCGAACUUGGGGUACAGAGGGAAAAGAAGAGAGAGAGAGAGAGAUUUAGUUCAAGCAUGCAAUAAGAAUGUUAUUUCGCGAGCCGUACGCGAGAUUAAGAUAGCAAGCAAGAAAGAAGGAAAGAAAAAGAGAGACAGAGAAAUAACAAGAAGAAAAUGAAAAGAACGUAAAAUGGUGCAAAUGUUGCAAAUUCUAGGGAGACUUCAUGGAAUCAUAAUAAGAAACAAACAAAAAAAGAUAUAUUGUACAUAUAAAAAUAAUUACGCUUAUUGUAUCUCUUACUUUUAGGUAAUUAACGGAAAAUAAAAAAAAGUAACUGUAAUUAAUGUUGUUGUGGUAGGCGCACAGCGAUGUGUAAUGAAACAAAAAAAAAUUUAUGAAUUCGGGACGAUUUUAGAGGAGGAGUAAUAAAGAAAAUUUUAUCCUGGAUAGGACUUAUUAUUUUGUUAAGAACUUCACUCGCCUGUAUAUUAUAUGAAAUUUUGUGAAAUCUAAUUUCUGCCACAUUUGUACAUACAUACUUUAGAUAUCUGAUUGUUUCUCUCGUUAUUCUCAAAUUCACUGUCGAGCGCGAAGACAUUGUUUUGUUCUCGUCGUCGGAUAUUUCUCCGUUUUUUUUUGUAAUUUUUCUCGCACACGCCCGUUUUUCACGUUGAUUUUAUUUCUGAAUUCAGCAUCGAGCAGAGAGACACACACAUACACACACUCUUCCGCUACAUAUGAUUUUGAGAAGGACGAGCGAAGGAUUGCGCGGAAACCGAAAAUUUCCAAGAAUGUACUUGUAAAAACCAUUUGUUUAUUUUAGUUGGAACGCUUUAAACGAAAUAUAGUGGUACAUGGAUUUUUAUAUAAAAUUUAUUAAUGUUAAAAAUAUUGACCCAAUAGCCACUUUACAAAAUAAAACAAAAAAAGUAAGAAAAAACGUGAGAGCCGGACAGAACGUCGGAAAUAUCUUCAACGGUUUGAUCGCUCCAACCAAAGACUGAGUUCGCUUUACAUUUUCUGAUUUGGCAAACACGAAAUUCCACUAACAGGGAGGCCGAUUUUAUUCAUGCUUUACGAGAGAGAGAGAGAGAGAGAGAGAGAGAAUGAGAAAAAAAAGAAAUCCAAAAGAUAUACAAUCUGUUACGAGUGAACGAAUGGUAGUCAGAUUAUUAUUACUUAGCAGUACUUCACAAAACAUUUUAUUAUUUAUGGAAAUUUUAAUAAUUUAUGUAGUUAGUCGAGGAGAUUAUGUGGAAUGAACAAAAACAAACCAUGGGAUGCUUUUUAACAAGUGACUUCCACUUCAGAAGUGGAGAAGUUACUCAAAAAUGAUGGAAGAGAUUAAUUCAAAUAUGAGUCCUAUUUAACUUAGUAAGACUCUACCAUUUUCGUACAUCAGUAAUAAUACUCGUAGCAUUUAAAUAGUAGAUUUUAUGCAGAGUAUAAUUUAGUUUUUUUCCAUGAAAAUUCAAAUAAUUGCUAGGAAAUAAAUUCAAAUAGGACACAUGUUUAUAUCGCAAUCUUUUUGCAUUGCUUUUGUGUCUCUUAUCAUUGCUGAAAUGAGUUGUACUUGUUGAGAUACAUCUGAUACACAAACGAACAUGUAAUUGUAAUUCGGUCGAAUUGGGUCGUGAGACUUCGUGUUUACCUAAUUUGUUGCAUUCGCGGAUAAAAAAACAAUAAUUGUAUCGUGUAAGUAGAAGUAAGCCGGAUCAAUGCAACUGUUUAGAGCGAUCGAACGAGACCUAUUAUAUCGUUUCUCGUGUGAAGAAAACUAGAAAAUAUACUUAUUCAGAGGAAGAAUGAGCUUACAGAUAUAAUGUUUAAACGUGAAGCUCUUAAAAAAAGGUUCUGAGUGUUAAAAAAAAACUUUUACGAUAAUAUCGACGAAUGUCGACAUGCGGUGUAUCUAUUAUACGUGUAUUUUAUUCUGUGAAUACGGUAGAACUUCUAUGUCGCUGUGCGACAUGAAGAUUUAAUUGGAAAAAAAGAAAAAAACGAGAAAGAAAGAAAAAAACGCUCCAACCAAAGCUCUGAUUCGAAUGAAAGUUUGGCGAGAGUAUUUGAGUAUUUUUCUCAAGAUUGUAUGAUCGGAGAACGCAAGGGGAGGAUAUCAAAUUCUAUGUACGUAGAAUGUUUGAUCUAGACAACCCUUUAAUUUGUUCUUCGAUGCACACAUCAUCUAUUCUCUCGUCCCCUGAUAACACCUUUCGCUGAAUGCAUGUAUCAAAUUUAAUUUGGUCUAAAUAAAAUAUUGUCAGAUGCAACUUGAA